This is a messenger RNA of Paramecium tetraurelia, 2301 nucleotides long. RefSeq lists its product as uncharacterized. The record is from RefSeq and is a predicted model, not a curated record. Gene Ontology annotation, biological process: protein phosphorylation. The transcript is spliced from 8 exons. Gene Ontology annotation, molecular function: ATP binding; protein kinase activity. NCBI's taxonomy places the organism in Eukaryota, Ciliophora, Oligohymenophorea, Peniculida, Parameciidae.
AUGAACGUUUAAUCAACUCACUAAUCUACUUUACAGGACUUCUAAAUUAUUCAAGAAUUGGGAUCUGGUUCAUUUAGCAACGUUUAUAGAGUCAAAAGGAUUGCAGAUGGAUAAGAAUAUGCUUUAAAAAAAGUUAAAAUAGCUAACCUGAAACCUAAGGAAAAAUAGAAUGCUCUAAAUGAAGUGAGAUUUUUAUAUUCUAUUAAUCACAAACAUAUUGUUGCAUACAAGGAAGCCUUUAUUGAUGAACCGUCUUAAUGCCUUUGCAUAGUUAUGGAACUACUGUCAGGCGGAGAUGUCUAUAAAAAGAUUUCUUAAGCCAGAGGUUCCACUCCCUUUACAGAAAUAGACAUCUGGAGAGCACUGAUUCACAUUACUUUAGGAUUGAAGGCUCUUCACGAUUAAAAGGUAGUACAUAGAGAUCUAAAGUCUGCUAACGUUUUUUUAUCAAGUGAUGGAACUUUCAAACUUGGAGAUUUAAAUGUUUCCAAAGUUGCCAAAGCAGGCUUUGUAUAUACAUAAACAGGUACUCCAUAUUAUGCCAGUCCAGAAGUAUGGAGAGAUUAACCAUACGAUAUGAAAAGUGAUAUCUGGUCACUUGGAUGUGUAAUAUAUGAAAUGUGUAGUUUGCAGACUCCAUUCAGAGCAAAAGAUAUGGAUUUGUUAUUUCAAAAGGUCUAGAGAGGAACUUAUGAUUAAAUACAAAGUCAUUUUUCAAAAGAUCUAUCUCAAAUGAUCUCGAGCUUAUUGCAAAUAUAGCCUCAUCUAAGACCAACUUGUGAUUAGAUACUUGCUAAUCCUAUUGUUUAAAAACAUAUGAAGAAUUUAGAAACUAACAUAGAAACAAAACCAAUUAAUAAAACUCUUAUGGAAACUAUUCAAUUUCCAAAUAAUUUUAAAUAAUUGAAAAAUAAAUUGCCAAAGUCAAAUUACGAUGAAGUUAAUCCAAAUGUUAGUGCUGAUAGAGUUUAAGACAACAAAUCUACUGAUAAAUCUACAAGUCCAUUUCGAUACCCUCAACAAUAAUACCUACCUAUUACCGAAUCAGGAAUCAGCCAAAGUUAAAGUUAAAGCCAAGUCAAUGUAAUAUAAGCACAACAAUCUUCUCCUUAGUAAAUUAAAAAUAAUUCUAUUUUGGAUAAAAAUUCAAUUGGCGUUCAGCAACCUCAACCUCAAAUUCGCUAAUAAUCUUACAAUAAUAAAACUGAAAAGCCUCAGUCUGCCUAACUUAAUUCAAGAUAAAAUCCUUAUGAAAGAGCACAUGAAUUGAAAGAACAAAAAGAAAGGGAAAUCAGAUAAUAAAGAGAAAAAGACUAAUUAUUAAGAGAAAAACGAGAGAGAGAUGCUAGAGAGGCUAAAUUAGCCAAAGAAGCUAAGGAGAAAUAAAUCCAAGAAGCUAAAGAGAGAUAAAUCCAAGAAGCUAAAGAGAGAUAACUUCAGGAAGCCAAACUUCGAGAGAGUAGAGAAUAAUAAAGGCUUUUAAUGGAGAAGCAACAAAGAGAAUAACAAGAAUAACAGUAAUUUAGAAGAGUUUCUCCAAUCUCAGCUUAACCUCGAGACUAUUAGAAUGCUAACUAUAUGAACUAACAAUAACCAAGAAGUCAACAUUCCUAUUCUCCUAUCACUAGACAAGCGGAAUAAUAAUAGGGUUAUAAUGGCUAAAGAGUCAAUUAUGGUAACUAAUUGCAACAGAGACCAAUAAAUAGCCAGUCAAUCAACGUGAGUCAAAACUAUCCUAGUCAAUAUAGCAGACCCUAUAAUUAGGAAAUACCUCAGCAUAGAAUAUCAUAAACUCCUUAAUCUGCUGCUCCUAGACAAUAAUACAGUCCUUUUCAAAAGCCAGUUACAGAAAGGUACCCUGCUCAUCCACAAUCUGCUUUACCAUCAUCUAAUAUUAGAGAAUCUUAGAAAUCUGAAAGGCCUUAAGUGUUUCCAUCCUCAGCCAAAGUUGUUAAAUAAAGAUAAUCUGAUACUAAUUUGAAAAAAGAAUUUUCAUCACCCGCCUAAUAAUAGGCAAUUAGGCCUGCUGGAAAAGCUUCAAGGCAAUAAUCCAAUAAUAUUUUUUAACAAAUAGACAGGAUUAAGUCUGAUCCUAAACCAUAGAAUAACUUUAUUGCUGGCAAUUAUAAUCAUUUCUAUCCAAUUGAUAAUUAUCAGAGACAUGCAUCAGAUUAGAAUUUAAUAAAAUAUUAACUUCGAUAAUAAGAUAGACAAGUAUUACUACGUCCACAGAUUAAUAACAGAAAAUAUUGAGUUUGAACUAUAUUACUCAAGUUAAAAAAUUAUCAUUUUUACAUUUAU